This is a messenger RNA of Fragaria vesca subsp. vesca, 1592 nucleotides long. RefSeq names its product geranylgeranyl diphosphate reductase, chloroplastic-like. Gene Ontology annotation, cellular component: chloroplast thylakoid membrane. The transcript is spliced from 2 exons. Gene Ontology annotation, biological process: chlorophyll biosynthetic process; photosynthesis. NCBI's taxonomy places the organism in Eukaryota, Viridiplantae, Streptophyta, Magnoliopsida, Rosales, Rosaceae. Gene Ontology annotation, molecular function: oxidoreductase activity, acting on the CH-CH group of donors, NAD or NADP as acceptor; FAD binding. The record is from RefSeq and is a predicted model, not a curated record. Bases 7 to 1416 code for a protein of 469 amino acids.
CCCAAAAUGGCCUCCAUCGCUCUCAAAUCCUUCGUCGGCCUCCGCCGCCACUCCGCCGUCGAAAGCCCCAACUUCACCUCCCAGUCCAAACCCAUCUCCUCGUUCCCAUCAACUCCCCGAACUUUCCGCGUCCUCGCCGCCAAAACCAGCCCGAAAGUCGCGGGCCGGAACCUCCGGGUCGCCGUCAUAGGCGGUGGCCCCGCCGGCGGAGCCGCCGCCGAGACGCUGGCCAAAGGCGGCGUCGAGACGUUUCUCAUCGAGCGGAAAAUGGACAACUGCAAGCCCUGCGGCGGAGCCAUCCCGCUUUGCAUGGUGGGGGAGUUUGACCUGCCGUUGGAUAUCAUUGACCGCCGCGUCACCAAGAUGAAGAUGAUAUCGCCGUCCAACGUGGCGGUGGAUAUCGGGCAGACGCUGAAGCCGCACGAGUAUAUUGGGAUGGUGCGGCGCGAAGUGCUGGAUAAUUACUUGAGGAAUAGGGCGAGUGAGAAUGGGGCCAAUGUGAUUAACGGGCUGUUUUUGAAGAUGGAUAGUCCGGUAAAGGGAGAUGGGACGUCGCCGUAUGUGUUGCAUUACACCGAGUAUGACGGCAAGGCCGGCGGGGUUGGUGUCAAGAAGACUUUGGAGGUUGAUGCUGUGAUUGGAGCCGAUGGGGCUAAUUCUAGAGUGGCCAAGUCUAUUGAUGCUGGUGAUUAUGAGUACGCCAUUGCGUUUCAGGAGAGGAUCAAGAUCCCUGAUGACAAAAUGGUGUACUACGAGAACUUGGCAGAGAUGUAUGUAGGUGAUGAUGUGUCACCGGACUUUUACGGGUGGGUGUUCCCAAAGUGUGAUCAUGUGGCAGUGGGAACAGGCACUGUGACUCACAAAGGAGACAUCAAGAAGUUCCAGCUAGCAACAAGAAACCGUGCCAAGGACAAGAUUUUAGGCGGAAAGAUUCUACGAGUGGAGGCACAUCCGAUCCCUGAGCACCCCCGCCCACGAAGGCUAGCGGGGAGAGUGGCGCUAGUCGGUGAUGCAGCCGGGUAUGUGACUAAAUGCUCGGGUGAAGGUAUCUACUUUGCAGCAAAGAGUGGAAGGAUGUGCGCAGAAGCGAUAGUUGAGGGAUCAGAGAAUGGGAAGAGGAUGAUAAACGAAGGAGAUUUGAGGAACUAUUUGGAGAAGUGGGACAAGACUUACUGGCCGACUUACAAGGUGCUCGAUAUCUUACAGAAGGUGUUUUACAGGUCGAACCCGGCGAGAGAAGCGUUUGUGGAGAUGUGUGCAGAUGAGUAUGUGCAGAAGAUGACCUUCGAUAGUUAUUUGUACAAAAGGGUGGUGCCUGGGAACCCAUGGGAGGAUUUGAAGUUGGCUGUGAACACCAUUGGGAGCUUGGUUAGGGCUAAUGCACUUAAGCAAGAGAUGGAAAAAAUUGGUGCUUAGAAAGCAGGCAUUGAAAUUUGUCUAAAUUUUUUCCGGUCUUAUGUAAUAAGUACAAUCUCAUUGGAACCAAGAUUGAGUGUAAUUUUAUAUUGUAUUACAGAGACUCAGAGAAUUUGUAGUUAUAAUGUAUGUGGUAAUGAAUUGUUUUGGUAUGCGAGUAAGAGGGUGUAUUUGUA